Messenger RNA from Cladocopium goreaui, 2355 nucleotides. Lineage: Eukaryota; Dinophyceae; Suessiales; Symbiodiniaceae. The record is from the annotation of a GenBank genome assembly.
AUGGAACCCAGUUAUGCUUUGGUGGACAAGUGCGCCAGCAUGAGGGAGACAGGGUCGCUUCUAUGGAUCCACCCUUCACAAUGCACAAAACGGGAACAAGAGGUACAGCAAACUUUGAAGGAAAAAUCUCAAGUGCUGAAGAUUGAGAACAUGACACUGAAAAUGGCCGCGGACACUGAGACCUUUGAAGCUGACCAUGGAACGGAAUUGAAACUUAUGUGGUGUUUUCAGCGACGUGGAUUGGCAUUUGACCAGGCAGCUCUGAUUUCUUGGGACAAGCAUGAGAGUUGGGUAUCAGCCAUGUUUCAGGCUUACUCGGCAGAGCCACCGCCUUCAUUUGCGAAGGUGACCAUGCCUCAAUUGUUGCGAGGCGACAAGGAGUUGUUUACGAUUCUAGCAAGGGAAGUGGAAUCCAUCCAGCCCGAUGGUGUGGGAAACCGACCGCUGGAUGACCAAAGUACAAAGUUGAAGACGGACCCAAGGGUGACCAUGCACGUGCUGCCAUUGCCUACAAAGGCGCACUCGGUGGAGGCCUCCAACGCUAGCAAACCAGACGCUGGCAAACCAAAGGCAAAAAUUAGACCGGGCAAAAGGGCUCGAGCAACAACGGAGGUAAAGAUGCCGGAUGAGUUGAAGGGCGGUCAUUCAAAGACAAGUGACAACAAACCAAUUUGUUGGGCCUUCAACAUGAAAGAUGGAUGUUCAGCAAAGACCUAUGGAAACCCUGAUGAGGGCUCGCACGAAACAGCAGAGCACAGUGCGGAGGCGUGGACAGUGAACCGCAAACUCAUGCAUGGGGGUGACUUUCGGGUUUGCGAUAGUGUGUUGAAGGAUGAGUGCAGCUCUCAGAAGAGAAACUGCAUUUGCAUAAAUGGUUUCGCUGGCGAUUUCGAGGCACUUGAAAAGGUGGGUGAGAUUCGCUCAAUAGGGAUUCCAAGGGAACCAGAAGAUUUUGUAGUUCGUGCAGUAGCUGCAGACCACCAAAGGAACUUGUUUGCAGAAGAUUGGCCAGCGCGUGACCCUUAUGUUAUGGAGAACGCCUUUAUCCGGAAUUGGCUCAAAAGAGCAAGUGAGUUGGCCAGCAAGGAGAAAGACUUGCACCACUCUUUGGACCCAGAAGUAGCAAGGGCCCAAAAGGGCAAGAGGUUUCUGGUGAUUGAGGAGAUCCUGAAUGACAUUGGUUUUCCUGAUCGACACCUGGCCAAAGAUAUUUGGGCGGUUUUCCUCAUCGUAGGCUGGUUGCGUGACUCAAUAUUUUUUCCUCAUAGAUCGAAACCACCCCAGUACUCUGUGGAUGCGCUCCUGCGUUUUUUGAAGGGCCUCUGCAGGAGCAUCUUCGAAUCGGUUAACCCUGAAGAAGCUAGUGACGCACCAGUUGGCGCCUGGGAAGGCACAAUCAAAGAAAUGGUGGAAGGGUGGUUGGUCGAGGACAAAAAUCCAGACCUGGACCAGCUCAUGGUUGCCAGGCGUUUUGGCCUGAUGCAGAAAUCGAAGGUACGAGUCGACGAUGACUUCAAGCAAUGUGGAGUCAAUGGUUCAACAGGCCUCCCAGGAAAAUACGUGCUGCCCUCCAUUGAAGCCAUUGCGGCCACUUUGGUCCGAGCGUUAUCAGUGGGGUUGCCUCAGGGCGGAACUUUGGGUGGCACCAUUCUUUAUUUGGUGGCGGCUUACAAGCAAUGUGCAAUCCACCCCAAAGACCGUGAAAGAGUCCACAUUUGUGUGAAGGAUGUAGAACAAGGCGUGGCCAAAGUGUACAAGAUCGGUGCACUCCCCUUCGGAGCUGUGAGAAGCGUUGCUGGCUUCCUUCGCACAUCGGCGACCUUGGCCUGCGUUAGACAGGUAUGCCUGGGAUUUUGGUGGUCGAAUUUCUUCGACUACUUCCCUACUCUGUCCACCUUUUCGAUGGUGACCCAAUGCAAAGCUCAGGUGAGUGUGAUCAGCAAGAGGGCCACCCCUUGCUCUUUGGAUGGUAGCUUGGCCACGCAGCUCUAUCUACCCUUGCAGUUUCCCAAAGAGCCUGUUUCCGUUUCAAAGCCAGUGGAGUUGACCAAGUCAGCCGGAAAAGCCUACUACAUUUUCACCGACGGUGCGGUCGAAUCCACGGCAGAGGGGUCGCAAAUCGUGGCCUCAGUUGGGGGCAUCUUAUACAACAGCGAUGGCGAGGCCGAAGCCUUCUUCAGCAAGCGGGUCCCACAGCUGAUUUUGGACCUGUUCCUCCAGCAUUCCAGCCACCCUAUUUUCGAGGUUGAACUUCUGGCAGUGCUGGAGCGCUUUGAUGAAAACCCACUUCAGCGCUUUUGUUUGGCAAUGUUCUCACCACUCGUUUUACACGGCUUGAACCUGAACACUGUUUAA